This is a messenger RNA of Grosmannia clavigera kw1407, 1758 nucleotides long. RefSeq names its product nif domain containing protein. Gene Ontology annotation, molecular function: protein serine/threonine phosphatase activity. The record is from RefSeq and is a predicted model, not a curated record. Lineage: Eukaryota; Fungi; Ascomycota; Sordariomycetes; Ophiostomatales; Ophiostomataceae. The coding region runs from base 1 to 1758 and encodes 585 amino acids. The transcript is spliced from 2 exons.
AUGAACUCUCUCAACAUCCUCUCUUCGCAUAUUACGCCCUCAACCAGUCCCUCUCCAUCGCGAUCCAAUUCGAUCUCUGGUCUUGGCCUGGUCGCGCCCGAAAUCGGUGGUGCGACAGCCAACGGAGACACCGGUAGCGGACACAGUGGCUUUUUGGCUGACCGAAACAGUACGGCCACUACGCCCGGAACAGACGCCUCGCACUACCUCGGCCGGCCAUCACCGGGCGACAGAGCUGAGCGCGGCGCCAAUAUCGGGACCGCCUUCUCUGCUGAAUGUGCCAUGGAGGAAACCACCCCGCUUCUAUCACAAAAGGAUAUCCAUGAGGGUGUCAGCAGCACCGGCCAUGUGCGACUGUCAAAGUGGCGUGCCCUGCCCGAACAGAUAGCCCUGACGGUCUGGCACUCGAUCCGCUGGAUGCUGCAGACCCUGGCUGCUCCUGGAGCAUAUCUGCUGGCCUUUCUCUGCGACGACCAAAACGGCUUCUCGCCGCUCGGUGCAGCCAGGAUUCUCUUUCAACGUCCUCGGCCUUCGCCAAGCGACCCGCUCGGCAAGAUGGCUGCCCGAUUCGACGGGGCCGAACGAGACUAUACGUUGGACGAGAAAGUAUCAAGACGGCUGUCGACCGACAGUGAGGACGGCUCCAUGGCCACCUGGUCGGCUCGCGGCCGCUUCCCCAAGACGCCUUCCUCUACGCUAGGCGUGAACGCGUACGCGGUGUCGUCCGAAUCCGAAUCCGACUUUGAUCGCAGUCGCGUGUCCGGACGAAGCGGACAGGGACCCCGGAGAAAAGGAGCCAGCGACAGCACCGGCCGGAGAGGAACAGUAGGAAGCCGCUCUGGGGCUGACGACGACUUGGCGGCCAACUCGGUUGCAGGCCGGCGGUCAGUCCGCAUAAAGCUGAAUGACGACACGCUGAAGGAGCGGAAGCACCGCCGAGGACAGUCAUCGAUGACGGGGUCUGCGCGUGGUGGCAGCAGCAGCGACAACUUCGGCGGCAGUGCCGGGAGCAACGGAAGCGACGGCCCGGCCAAGGACAUCUCAGCACAGCUCAAGUCGCCCACGUCGCCGGCAGGAGCCCUGACAAGAUAUCCGCGCACACCGGCGCCGCCACGGCCGCUUCUCCCGCAGCGACAGCCGUCGUUUCUGAACCUGGAGACGGCCGAUCGGACACACCAGAAGACGCUCAUCCUCGACCUGGACGAGACGCUCAUCCACAGCAUGUCCAAGGGCGGCCGCAUGAGCACUGGACACAUGGUGGAAGUGCGGCUCAACACCACGUUUGUCGGCAUGGGCGGACAGCCGAGCGCUGGGCCCCAGCACCCGAUCCUCUACUACGUGCACAAGCGGCCGUAUUGCGACGAGUUUCUGCGGCGGGUGAGCAAGUGGUACAACCUGGUAGUCUUCACAGCCUCGGUGCAGGAGUAUGCCGAUCCGGUCAUCGACUGGCUUGAGUCGGAGCGCAAGUAUUUCUCCGCCCGCUACUACCGCCAGCAUUGCACGUUCCGGCACGGGGCCUUCAUCAAGGACUUGAGCGCGGUGGAGCCCGACCUGAGCAAGGUCAUGAUCCUCGACAACAGCCCGCUCAGCUACAUGUUCCAUCAGGACAACGCAAUCCCGAUCCAGGGCUGGAUCAGCGACCAUACCGACAACGAUCUGCUGCAUCUGGUCCCUCUGCUCGAGGGGCUCCAGUAUGUGUCGGAUGUUCGCGCGCUCUUGGCACUGCGUGGCGGCGAGGACGGACGGCACAUGUCUUGA